Molecule: messenger RNA, 1253 nt
Organism: Cuscuta campestris
Lineage: Eukaryota; Viridiplantae; Streptophyta; Magnoliopsida; Solanales; Convolvulaceae
Source: the annotation of a GenBank genome assembly
UCAACAUUUCUAGUUCUCAAGGAUUUGUCUCUUCAAACGGCGCUGUUUACAAUUGUGAUUCUGCUCAACUAACAUUUACAGUACAUGUACCGUCUAAGAAUCCAGACAAAAAAAUGGAAGACGAAAAGAGGCUUUCUUUAGCAGAGGAAAACUUCUGCAGAAAUGAAACAGUUUCUCCCGAGUCAGUUUUAUUUAACACAUUCUAUCAAUUGAGAAUACCUAUAGAUGACAAAGAAAGAGAUUUGAAUCAGAAGAUUCAGAUACUUGACAAUGAGAUAGCUCACUGCAAGGAGUUACUGUUAUCAGUCAACUGUAAAAUUGGGAAGUUAGCCCUUGCAAGAUUGUUGAUGGCACGUGACAAAUUGGUGCCAUAUGAUGGCACAAAUGCUUGCAACCAGUAUGGAGAAGUUCUUCAGUUGUACAAUGAUUUAGUGAAAUUGGAUCCAGCACACGUUCAAUACUAUAAAGACGAAUACAGCUGUGUUUUACUCAAACAGUUACUCUGCAAUCAAGAUUCGUUGCUGGAAUGCUGUCAUCAAUAUCAAGAACCAUCUUCUUCGACCCCUUAUAAUUAUUUAUGUUUGCGUCUAAAUAAUCUCUCGCUCUCCCGACUUGGAUGUGUUGAGAGACUUCUUUGGGUGCAGAUCCUUGAUCUUAGUGGUAACCAACUUCGGUCCAUCAAAGGUUUGGAGGCAAUUCAGCAACUCGUUUGCCUAAACCUAAGCAAGAACUUGCUUUGCAGUUUCACAGCAUUAGAGCCUUUAAAGCAUCUUAGAUUGCUAAAAGUACUGGACAUCUCAUACAACGACAUCGGCGCACAUCCUAUUGACACAAAAAGGUACCUUUGUUCUUCUCCCCUGUGCCAUUCUAGUGGAAGCGCCUGGAACCUUGACGAAUUCAUGACUGACCAUUGGGAAGUGCUCUUGGUUUUUAAGAAUUUGAAUCUGACACAACUAGAUAUCAUGGGAAACGCUGUUUCUGACGAUAAAAAUUUAAAGUUGUUGCUAUUUGAGCUGAUGCCAGCACUCAAAUGGCUUGAUGGUCAGGAGUUGAGAUGAUUUUCAAGUGCCCUUUAAGGUCAUGUUUGGUUAGAGCCUUGGAGGUAAAGAAAGGGGAACAGCAUGUAUACUGUGCUACAACAUUUUUCUUGUACUACUACGGGUUACAUGUUUUGCCUUUGUUGAUUAAUAGACUUGUUGAGGAUCUUCGAGGGAACAAGUGAACACAUUCAAGUGAAAUAGAGUGAUGUUAUA